CUUGUUUCGCAAGGCCUUACCGAGCAAGGUCAAACGUUGCAAUAGCUAACAACGGUCACAGCUUCGGGCCGGAACUUCAACUUUAUGGUUACCGGUCUCGCCGAAGCCUACGGCCGUGGCUCAGAAGAGCGCCCUUUGGGAAUGGAUACGCAAGCAAUAUUGACGCACUUCAUCUUGCAGGUACAUCGAUUGGUUCGGCAGUAUCAUCUGAGCAGUGAUGAAAGCGGUGUCUACAUCGAGCGGAGACGGAGGAACAAGCCACGUCCCAGCAAUCGGCGUCUCUGAUAACCCCAAACCAGGAAGGCUGCUCGUAGGAAGAGCCUGGACCUUGUCCGACUGUUAUAAGCCGUUGUGCUUCCUUCGCCACCUUCCAGAUGAAGCUUUGUACAGGCGCACGCCAGCAUCGCGCCGUGACACUGCGCGCCUUGCCUAUUGUACCUCAUCCGUGCGGUUCCACGGAGAUCUCAACGCCUUUGUGCGCACAUGCCCCGAGCCGUAAAGACUCUGUUC
Molecule: messenger RNA, 510 nt
Organism: Baudoinia panamericana UAMH 10762
Lineage: Eukaryota; Fungi; Ascomycota; Dothideomycetes; Mycosphaerellales; Teratosphaeriaceae
Exons: 1
Coding region: 218-499 (93 amino acids)
Source: RefSeq, a predicted model, not a curated record